GUUGCGGGCCGGGGUGAACUGCCAGCUGGGUGAACGUCAUGAGGAGCGUCGGCCCCACCCCCCCCCCUUGUAUCUCCACGCUCAAUAACUGGAUGGAGGUUUCACUCGGAUGCGCUCGUCUGAUCGGCGGAGGUGGACUAAAAAGACACGAGAGGAACCGAGGAAACACAAACGAAACAACACCGGAUGUAAUCAUCGGCGCAGCAGAAUGACAAGUGGAACAAGUAGUGCAACAAAGGAGACUUCUGGUUGCAAUUCGCCUCCGCGGACUAAACUAACCAGCAGCUCAACCGGCUAACGCUAGCCGAGUUAACGCUAGCUGCAUCGCCGGUAUAACUAACGACUCGGUGAGGUGGCUCCUCCGUGUUCACAGAUUCGAGCGUCGUCGCCCGCCUGCCAGUGAGAGGAUCCCCGUGACAUUCUCUCGCCAUGGCAGCGGUGCUUAGCUACUCUCCGCCGUGGUGGGUGAAUAUUCUGCACAGGCUUCCCCAUUUCAACUUAAAGUUCGAGCAAACGAGCAGUGACUUCCGACCGGACAACUGGCCCUAUCAACAGUCCAUCCUUUUGCUGGGAGCUGUGGCGCUGGCCUGCCUGGCCCUGGACCUCGUGUUCCUGCUCUUCUACUCCAUUUGUCUCUGCUGCCGGCGGAGAAAAAGUGAGGAUCGGCCCAACGCCGACUGCUGCUGCACCGCGUGGUGCGUCAUCAUCGCAACACUCGUCUGCAGCGCUGGCAUUGCCGUCGGUUUCUAUGGCAACGGCGAGACUUGUGAUGGAGUGAACCGGCUGACGUACUCCUUGCGCCAUGCUAACCGCACGAUCACCGGAGUGGAGAAGCUGGUGUACGACAGCACGUCCUCAUUGAACCAGACGGUAGAAACCAAUCUGCAGCAGCUUGAGGGCCAGUAUGCGGAGCACGCCGACUACCUGUCCAUCAUCCAAAAGCUGCAGGCCCAGCUGGACGAGCUGGUCAGGCAGAUGGUGGAGAUCCCCUUCUGGAGGAGAGCCGACAUCUCCCUGGAGGAGCUGGCCGGCACCAUCGAGCUGUACGACUGGUACAGGUGGCUGGGCUACGUGGGCCUGCUCCUGUUCGACGCGCUCAUCUGCCUCCUGGUGCUGUUCGGCCUCAUUCGCAACUCCAAGGCCACGCUCGUAGGGGUGUGCUUGUUUGGCGUGGUCGCUCUGGUGAUCAGCUGGCUCUCCCUGGGGUUGGAGGUGGCCAUGUCAGCGACCUCCAGUGACUUCUGUGUUUCUCCCGACACGUACGUCACCGAGAUGGCCGACCAGUACGCCGCCAUCGAUCAAGAGAUCCUGCAGCACUACCUCAGCUGCAGUUUGGAGCGAACAAACCCCUUCCAGCAGAAACUGUCUGGGAGCCACAAAGCGUUGGUGGAGAUGCAGGACGACGUGUCGGAGCUCCUGCGCUCCGCCACCAGAGAGUACAAACAAACUCAGGGAAGUUUAGAAGAGAUCCAGGGGAUCCUGAACACCACAGAGAUCAGUCUUCAUCAGCUCACCGCCCUGGUGGACUGUCGCAGCCUGCACAUGGACUUUGUCCAGGCCAUGACGGGGCUGUGUUACGACGGACUGGAGGGCCUCAUCUACCUCGUGCUCUUCUCCUUCAUCACUGCGCUCAUGUUCAGCUCCAUUGUUUGCGGCGUGCCUCACACCUGGCAGAGGAAGAGGAACGAGGAGGACAGCGAGGACGAGUCUCUGAGCCACGGGGGGAGACAAAACCACGACAACCUGUACCGGGUCCACAUGCCCAGCCUGUACAGCUGCGGCAGCAGCUACGGCAGCGAGACCUCCAUCCCCGCCGCCGCCCACACCGUCAGCAACGCACCCGUCACCGAGUACUUGGCUCAGAACGCCAACUUCCAGAACUCUCGCUGUGAGAACACGCCUCUGAUUGGACGAGAGUCUCCUCCGCCCUCGUACACCUCCAGCAUGCGAGUGAAGUACCUGGCCAACAGCCGGCCGGACCCCAACCCCCCCCCUGCAGCCCAGCCCAGCCCCGCGGACCCCUCCCCCCCACAGCACUGACGUCUCCCAGGUCACCUCACUCAAAAUCCUUAAAAUGUGUGUGGGUUUUUUUUUUUUUUUUUUUUUAGCUGGUUACCCGAAGCAAACCGCGAUGAUUCUCACACUCCGCUGUUCUCGUACUCCUCUUUUUUUUUUCCCCCACAAUCCUCGGCGGGUGUUUACUAUUCCUCUGGCAGCCCCGAACCGACCCGUUUACACUCAGCUGGUCGUUUCGUUUACGCUCGAACGCAACGUGACACCCGGCCCGCUGGCCGCAGGUUUUCUUCUGUACCGUACCGCACCGCGAGAGAAACGCCUUGCACGCCAACGUGGGAGGAGCCCAGCGCUCUCCCGCCGGAGGCGCGGACGCCGUUUCUCGCGCGGCACACUGCUCGCCGUAGGUCACGUGCGUUUCACAGUCUGCUUGUGGAAUUUAAAAUGCAGGUUUCUUCAGUUAGUGUCUAUUUACUGUACAAUACUGUAUCUCACACACACACGCGCGUUAAAUCCAACGUCUGGGACCACGUUUCCUGCAGCAUUGCCCGUCCUGCAGGUAUAAAAUACUUUUACUUGGUACACAUUUCUUUUUUUUAAUACACAUUGUCGAGCCACUAUUCCGCAGCAGGAGACUGAAGCUGUGAACUUGAUCGUGAAAACGGACGUGCAGCUGUUCGGGGAGAAGAGUCUCGGCAGGAUGACGACUGUCAUCCCAGAAAAAGGACGGGACGUUUUUUUAUACCACUGGAAGAACUGUUUUAUUUCAUUAUUUUUGAGGACGACGGCGAAGCGCGGCGUCCACGUCUUCUGCGACAUUCCUGCAGAGCUCUCGGUGAUGCUUUCGCCUCUUCGCCAGACUGCUUGUUAUUCGCUGCGUGUUCCUGUCGAGUCGAAAAGCCUCAUCUCCCUGAACAGAACUGGGCAUUGUACACACACACACACGGACACACAGCAGCUUAGUCAGGAACGCAGGUGUCUGCAUGUGGGGAGAAACGCAGCGUCUCACAAAUGUGUUUUAGCAUUUCUAACUGGGUGGAUGAGAGCGAGCGGGUGCUGUGAGGCGAUUGUGACGACUCGGCUCUCGAUAACCCGACGAUGCUUUGAACGAGAUGUUCGUGCUCCUGGUUGCUUCUCGUAGAUGUGCGUUGUGACCUGUACAAGUGGGAGGGGGGUGCCGUGCCGUGCCGUGCCAACCAGUGAAGCACAACUCUUUUGCUCUCUGAAGCUCUUUUUAAAUGUCUUAACUUGAGGCCACUUUGUAGAGUUGGCAGCUCCCAGUUGCCUGUGUAAAGGAGGGUGAGCGUGAUUUUUUUUUUUUUUUCAAAUCAAUUAUGCUCUUUAAAACAUUAUUACAAUCGUUGUUUCUGGCUAGUUGUCAUAUUCUUUGUAACGAAAUGCGCUUGUACAGAUUUUGAACGUUCACAAAUUGAGGAGAAAAAACAGUAGUGGAAAUUUCAUUUUCCAUUUCUUAAAAAGCUUAUUCAACUCCUUUUUUUUUAGUUUCAUCAUUUCAUUUUAGAAUUUCUAGCAAGCACAAUGUGUUGCUUCAUUAAUGUGAAUAUGGUAAAAAAUAUUGCAAUUUUUCUUUUGAGUUUCUUCCUAGAAAUUAAAAUCACUAGAUGUCAUUUUCGUUUUUUUUACUUCAUGCAUCAUUUUUUUCAAUCUCUGAAAUGUGUUCAUGUAAAUCCUGUGGUUAUAUUGAGCUUGAAUGCUGUGUUUUAAAAUUAAACUAAACUCAACUGUA
Pungitius pungitius (ninespine stickleback) is the source of this 3760-nucleotide messenger RNA. RefSeq names its product tweety family member 3a (gene ttyh3a). Gene Ontology annotation, cellular component: plasma membrane. The coding region runs from base 430 to 2040 and encodes 536 amino acids. The transcript has 15 exons. The record is from RefSeq and is a predicted model, not a curated record. Gene Ontology annotation, molecular function: intracellularly calcium-gated chloride channel activity; volume-sensitive chloride channel activity. NCBI's taxonomy places the organism in Eukaryota, Metazoa, Chordata, Actinopteri, Perciformes, Gasterosteidae.